AAAAAAAACAAAAAUAUGCAUAAAAAUGUUAAAAAUCUAAAUAAAUAUUUUAACUACAGCAGCAAACACACAUAUAUUUGUAUAAAAAAAUAACAAUGACAUUUGAAUAUUUUAACAACUUUUUUAAUACGACAGCAAGUGCAACAAAGAACAUACAAACAACAUGUCCAACAACAGCAAAUAUUUGCAAUAGCAAUAAUAAUAAUAGUAGUAGUAGUAAAAAUAGUAGUAGUAGUCAAAAAAGUGCUACUUUUAACAGUAGUAGUAAAAAUUCAGCAGCUAAAACAACAAAUACCAGCACACGUCUCUAUCCAACAGCAUUAAGAAGAAAAAUACGUAAAACUUCCAGACGGAAGAGGAAACGUAGACGUAGCGGAUGUUUACACAACAAGAAUAGCAGCAAAUUUGUAAAUAUGGUGGACAAUAUAACAGCAUCAGCAGUAGUAGCAAGAACCAACAAAAUAACUACAAGUUAUAAAUGUAAACUAAGUGUAAAUAAUAAAAGGACAACAACAAAAGGCAAAUUGCAGUCGUACAUUAAUAAACAUAAUAAAAAUAACAAAUACAAUAACAAGCCAAGAUAUUUUAUUAGUAAAUGUUGUUUACAUAUUUGGAAAAGUAUACGUAGUAACUGUCACAUAACUAAAAGUAGUGGCAGUUGUUGUAGUAGUAACAGUUGGAGGUUUAGUAGAUGUAGCAGAAAUUGUUACAAUUGUAGUUGUAGCAGGAAAAAGAUAAGCUUAAUAGUAAAAAAUAUAGUGACACUGUUAUUAUCACAAACAACACAAAUAAAAACAACAGCUAAAUUAGCACAUGCAACAACAACAGCAGUAGCAUCAUCUAAUAGAAAAUAUGCCACAAAUAAUGUUUACAAAAGAAAAAAAGUUCAAUUACAUUUAAAACAGCAAAAAAAACUUCAACAAUGGCAGCUUAAAUAUUUAUACGCUCUAGGGAAAUGUGUUAUAAAAACAACAACAAGGCAAAAACAGAAACAAGAACAUGUACAAGCUACAGAACAAACCCAUAUAACAACAAAAUUACUACUAAACUCUAGUAAUACUACAACACGAACUGCACUUUCAACAUCAUCAUCAUCAUCAGAAGCAACAAAAAUAACUAGCACAACAUCAACAACAACAUCAUCAACAUCCCCUUCAUAUGUAAAAACUACUAGAAACACUUUUUCUACCCUACUACAACCAAAAUGCAAGAUUUUAAAAACAAACGCUAACAGCUCCUCGUUAACUCACUCUUAUUCCUGCUCGACGUCAUCAUCAGCAUCACCAUUCUCCACAUGGUAUCGUUUCACAUGCCCGGCUCCAGCUUUCAGAAUUUUCAAUGAAUUGUAUGGUGUGAUAUUUAUGACUCUACUGGUGCUUAGCAUAUGCCACAAUAACGUACUUGAAACUUCCGCCGCAUCAGUAUCAAGAAGAGAUGUGGUGGCAAGUUCGAUUGGAGAGGCAGAAACAGUAGCUGAUGUAGUAAAACAAGUAAUAAUGCCAAGUAGUGCGGAUGGUAGGUUAAAUGGGAGGCAGUACAAACGACAACACCCGCCAGAACAAAUAUCAGAACAACAACUACAACAGUUACCGCAAGCAUACAAUCAUCAUCAGCCACAGUCUUAUUUAAGUCGUGAAGUAGAACAAGAACCACUGGAGAAUGAAAUGGAGGAGGACAAGAGCAAUCAUAUUUUUCAACCUCAAAUUCAAACUGAAUCAUUGCCAGUUUACCAGCAACACGAAAGAGACCAACAACUACAACUAUACCACCAACAGCAAAGGCAGCAACAGCAGCAGCACUCAACAACUCAACCAACAUCCUUUAGUCAUGGAAUGGCACUUGAAACCACGUAUAAUCACACCUUUCAAAGUCUUUCAAUCAUUGAUGGCGACCUAACAGUAGCCGUUGAUACGAGUCAAAAUCUUAUGGCUGUUGAAGAGGAAAUGCUUGUAGCUGCGGCCGGCGGUGCGGUCGGUGUGGGCAGCAGUGCCUUUAGUCUAGGCAAUCAUCUUCAUCUGCAUAAUAGUAAUAAUGUUUUGGGAUCUUAUGACUCUACUGCCAUGGGGCUAGAUGGUAUCGAUGUGAUGACACAUAAUACCGAAACAAAUUCAAUGCCAAUCUUUGACUUUGGUAUGCCACGUAAUAUAACAGCUCGCACUGGUCACACAGAGGCGAUAAUUAAAUGUCGUGUCGAUAGGCUGGAUGAUAAAUCGGUUUCCUGGAUACGCAAACGUGAUCUGCAUAUAUUGACUGUUGGCACAGCCACUUACACGUCUGACAAACGAUUUCAGGUGACAGAAUCAAAAGAUUCCCGUGAAUGGACGCUGCAUGUAAAAUCUCCGCAAGCACGUGACAGCGGUAUAUAUGAGUGCCAGGUGAAUACCGAACCAAAAAUUUCGAUGGCAUUUCAACUUAAUGUUAUCGAAAUAUCACCAGAUGCCAAGGCUGUUAUAACAGGACCAGCUGAUUUACAUUUCAAAGUUGGUAGUGCCAUUAUACUUACAUGUAUUGUACACCAGCCAUCGGUUAAGGAUAUUGGUCCUAUCUAUUGGUAUCGUGGCGAAUAUAUGAUCACACCAUUCGAUAUAAAUGACAAUACACACGAAGAGCUAGCAUUUCCUAUGUCAGGUGUUACUACACCCACUGUGAUGGGGCAAAAUAAAGUUAAUGUUGUGGAACAAAAUCUUUUGCAGCAAAGGCAACAGCUUCAUGAUGGUAUUUAUGGUGGUGGAGGUGGGGGAGCGGCUGCUGUUGGCGUCACAGAUUCUGAACAAAUACCACAAAUCUUAACAAACGAAAUAGCACAAGAUUUUGCUCAACGCAUUGCCAUGGAAUCACAAUUGGGUGAUACCAUGAAAUCAAGACUACGCAUUUCGAAUGCCCAAACAUCGGAUACUGGUAACUACACCUGUCAACCUACCACAGCCAGCAGUGCCAGUGUUAUGGUUCAUGUGAUUAAUGAUGAAAAUCCAGCUGCCAUGCAAAAGAGUGGAGCGAGCAGUAUUCAUUACAAACACAGUAAAACAUUGUUCGUUUGUGCCACAAUUGUUGUUGCUGCAGCCUCUAUAUUAAAUAUAAUAUGUGGUCAUAAAAGGGCUGGGAGUGGUAGUGGAGUAUCAGAAAAAAUAGUUUGUGAUGAAGAUGGUUACUGCCGUUGCUGCUACUGGUUGUCAUCAACAACAUCGGUAAUAAGAAGAAAAUCGUGUAUUAUGUUUACUUGCCUAUGCUGUCAUGUGAUCUCAACAAAUAUGCUGGAAGGUAUAAUAGAUUUAAUACGACUACAACUGCUACGACUAGAAUUACAUAACAAUCUGCCACCUUGGAAUAUUCACAUACACAUUGCCACAUACAACAUACAACUUAUGCAAAGUGAUGUUUAUUAUCUUGUUGUCUACAGGGCUAAUGUUGUUUUUGUUGCUAUUGUUGUUGAUGAUGUCGUUGUUUGUAUAAAUUGCACGAGUAGUGCAAGUGAUAUAAUAACUUUUAGGGUUGUUGCUACAUGUACCAGUAGCAAAACUUUCAUGUCUAUUACUGGCACUGAUAGUGAUGGUGGUGAUGUGGCUGCUUCUGUUUCUGGUUGUUCAGUUGUCAGUGGUUAUUCUUUGAGACAUAUUAUUAAAGUUUCUAGAGGUUGCUGAGUUGCUGUAAACGACUUAAAGGCAGUUAAUGUGCCAACAAUGAAACGUGUCUUUACAUUAACAAAAGAAUAUCCAAUGAAUAUGAUACAAGUGUGUUUCAACCAUAGAUAUUUAUAAAGCAGAAAAAUAAAAAUACACAAAACCUACUACUUAGAAAACUUUUAUAUUUAUACAAAGACAUGAUAACAGGCAACACCAUCUUACUUAAGAAAAUGUUUAAGGCUUCUGUUGUUGUUAUUUUUCCAAAGAAUAUUUAGAUUUUAAUUUUAUUUUUGCUGCAAAUUGCUGUUACUGACAUCAUUAUCAUCAUGUUGAUAAUGAUGCAAUGAUAUUCAAAAACGGGGGUAUUGUUAUAUACGUUAUUGCAUUUAUUUUCCAUCAGAAACAGAAAUAUCACUAACAACAAAAUUAAAAAAAUCAACAACAGCAACACCAUUGUCAUUAUCAUUAACCAUCACCGUUGUCAUAAUCACGAACAGCUACAUACUGCAACAGAUUAUCAUAUUGCCUGUAGUUUUAAAUUUUUUGAAAAUGUUCCAUUCGAUUUUCAACAGGGUUCGGACAAGAAAAGGUAAAUACUUUGAAUUGUAAUUACUUACCUAACAACAUACUUUUGAAGGACCAAUACAUAUCGUCUGGAUUACAUAGAAGUAGUUUAAUUAUGUCUUACUAAUAAUGUGUUAUAUAAAUAUUUCUAAUUCAUUAGUCCUCUUGUCUGUGAACUUAUAAAAGCUGUUUUUUCAUGCGAUUUACAACGACUAAUUUUCUAAUUAUUUGUAAGCGUUUAUAGUAAGUGCUUGCCUUCAAUGAUUGUGCUGAGCUAUUGUGAUUUAUAAAUUGUUAAAGGUUUUCUAAUUUUUUUAAAAAGUAUAUAAUUAAGACGAAUUUAUAAAAGAUGUCUAUAACAAUAUGAAACAAAUUUGGGGUCACAGAAUAUCUCCUGAAUGAGGCCAAAGUACAACUUACACAAUCAAGAGAUCAAUUUCCCAAAAUGCUUUUAAAAAUUUAGGUUGUAUUGUUAAUUUUUACCCAGAUAUUUGCAGGAAAAUGUCUGAUUUUUAUGAAAUUCGAUAUGCUCAUUUCUUAUAUACAUAAAAGGUCUUAUUCUAAAACAAAAUUUCAAAUUUCAUAUAGAAAUUUUGUUCAUAAAAUAAAAUGUUGUAUAACUAUGAAUAAGGGGAAAAUUAAAAUUCUUCAAAAUUGAAAAAAAUCGACCAAAGGUGUCCCACUUUGCGGAGCUGUGGUUUCGCCUUUGGUGGGACCAUGAGGUCCAAAUUCAAAACCUACUCUCGUUAAUAGUGUGUAUUGUUAAAUUGACUGUCUAAGACAACAUCGAAACCCGAAUUUUGACUCGAACAAGUGCCUUCGCGACUGACAUUUAAACAAUAUCGUAUUCGAUUUUCUUUGAAUUUGAAAUAAAAACUAACAAACAUGAGCACAAAAAAAUUAUAUAUAAAUUCAUUACUAUAGUUAUGUGAGAUCUAAUAUAACAUUAUUAAAGCAUAUGUGGUCAUAUGUAAAUAUAUUUCCUUUUUUUGUCAUUUGCAACAAUUUGAGUUGUUGCAUACAAAUCACUGUCAUAAUGUUGUGCAGCAUUUAAAUUGUAACUCAAGAAGAGAAUAACAAAAAAAAAAGAGGAUAUAAAUAUUUAUGCACAUAGUCAACUUAUUCACAUUUGAAUUCCUUUUGCGCUGAAAACAAAACAAAACAACCUGAAAAAGUAGAAUAAAACAUGAGAGCGCAACAGACGAGUAACCCAGCAAAAAUCAAAGUUUAUGUCUUUAUAAGUCGACUUUAUACUAAAUGCAUUACAUUGAAGUAGUCAAGUAAUAUGAUUUAUAUUUAAUCAUCUAGCUUUUACAAGGACCUUAAAGUGCUUAAAUAUACACACAGGCUCAUUGUUGGAGGGAUGUCCUAUUACAAAACCUAUCUGUCAUCACUACAUCACGGUCUGAUCCCUCUGCUGUAAUCAAUUUUCUAAAGAUAUUUUGCAUCUAUACAUAUAUACAUCAAAUCCGAAGAAAUACACUUAGGCCUCUAUCGGGCCUGUUGUGAGAUCCUAAACCAGUGCCUCUGGUGAGAAUCGAACCCACCACCUCCGGUCUACUAGACUAGAACACUAACCACUAACCUACCGGAGGCCAAAUCUUACUUAUGUUUUAUUUCAAGUCAAAAGUUGUACAUAAACGAAACCUGUACGUAUACGUGUUAAUGAGUUAUUGAUCUCACAAAUAUUAAGUAUACGCCUAGUUAUGGGAAGGAUUUAACAUAUUUUUUAGCACGUAAAAUAUCGAAUUUUUUAAGUUUUUUGCGAUUUGUUGACUAUAUGUAUUUUUAUGGAAAUACUUCGUUUUAUAUCUGCUGGGUAGAAAAUAGUAUUUGUGGGCGAAAAUCAUUAAUUAACGCUGAAUGAUAAUAAUAGUAAUAAUGACAAUGGUGUUGUGACUGGACUAAGAAAAACAGAAUGACAUGAUCGUUCCAUUUAUUUGUAGGCCAGCUAAGUAAUGUCUUAAAUAGUUUUCUAUACGUCUAUAUGAGCUAAAAUAUCAAUGUAUGAGUAGUAAAAUGUGGUAUUUAUCAAUGUAAGUUUUCACCUAUUUCAUUUUUUUUUUUUUCAAUUUCAAGAACCUUAACAUUUGUGUUGUCUAAAGUUGUCAUACAUACUUUCGUAAAAAAUGUUUAAAUUUAAAGUAAAUACAACAUAAUUUUUAAAUACAAAAUAUUUUUUUAUCUCUCAUUCUUCUAUCUUUACUUGUGUCGCCUUUCCUUUGUUAAAAAUAACAGCAAAUUUCCUUUUCUGCAUUGAAAAUUAUGCCAUUUCCUUUUUAAGUACAUUUUUUUCUCAUUUUCAACUUUUCACAAACAUUUUUUUGCUCUUGAAAGAGUUUUAAAAAUGUAUGUACAAAAAAACUUUUUUCUGGUAUAUUUGCUUUAAUCAUUUCUAAUACUAUAUAAAAAAGGUAUACAAUAAGAAAUUUGUAAAUAGAGUAAAUAUAAAAAGAAAAUAAAUAAAUUAUAUUUAAAUUAAAAAAAGAAUUAUUUUAUUUAAAUUAAAUGCUAAUAUAAAUCAUUUUAAAUGUCACACUCAAAAACAAAGAGCAAAAAGAAAUAUAUAUAUAAAACAAUUUACUACAGCAGAAACAUAAACGAAUAGGAAAAGUUUUUAAUUGUAAUUAUAUUUCAAAAUAAAUGUAAAAUCUAAUAUCCGGCUUUAAAAUACAAAUUUAUAUUUAUAUGAAAAAAAUAAAAAAUAAAAACCUAGAUAUUGGAAACAAUUUUGCUUUGCUGCAUAUGUUAAACAUAACAUAAAUAUAUACAUUAAAACUAUAUAUAAAUUAAAUAUAAAUUAUAUUUUAUGUGUAGAUAUAUCGAACAUAAACUAUAGACUAUUUUAUAAAAAUAAUA
Messenger RNA from Lucilia cuprina (Australian sheep blowfly), 7043 nucleotides. RefSeq lists its product as uncharacterized. The transcript is spliced from 7 exons. Bases 96 to 3638 code for a protein of 1180 amino acids. Gene Ontology annotation, cellular component: neuron projection membrane. Gene Ontology annotation, biological process: synapse organization. The record is from RefSeq and is a predicted model, not a curated record. Lineage: Eukaryota; Metazoa; Arthropoda; Insecta; Diptera; Calliphoridae.